This is a messenger RNA of Linnemannia hyalina, 2673 nucleotides long. NCBI's taxonomy places the organism in Eukaryota, Fungi, Mortierellomycota, Mortierellomycetes, Mortierellales, Mortierellaceae. The record is from the annotation of a GenBank genome assembly.
AUGGCUGAUCGCAAGCGUCAACGCGAUGACAAUGUCACGACCCCCACGAACAACAACAACUACCCUCCAAGCUCACCCGUUCUCGGCUCGUCACCACCACUUCCGUCUUCAGACCCAGAGGACAACGGCUUGAUCGAUAAUGAGAUGAUCUCGGACCUGGACGACGACCUCGAGGGUGAGGGCGAGGACCUCUAUGGGUCUGAUAUGGAAAACGAUUAUAACGUGAACGCGAGUCAGGAUGUGUACGACAUUGACGAGCUUGAUGAUGAGGAUUAUGAGCGCAUGGAUCCUGCGGAGCGUGCUAGAGCUGAAGCCGAGAUGGCAAGACGUGAUGCCGAGCGUGCUCGUGCUGCUGGAAGAAUCCCCGAGGCUUUCAUGGAUGAUGAUGCCGGUAACACAUUGAAUGUUGUUCAUCGCAGGAGGCGUGUUCACGAGCAGGACCUCAUGGAUGAUGAUCUUGAGGAUAUGUCGAAUGUUAUUUUGGGACCUGAGCAGUUGAGCGACCACAAGGGAAUGCCGAUCACAGAGUGGGUGACAAAGGAGUUGACACGCAGGACAAUCAUGUCAGAGUUCAGGAGAUUCUUGCUGGAGUAUGUCGAUGACAAGGGAGAGUCUGUCUACGGACCUUUGAUUCGUGCGCUCGGUUUGGCCAACAAGGAGAGUCUGGAGGUCUGCUACCGUCAUCUGUCGGAGGCCAAGCCUACUUUGGCGUACUUUGUCGUCAACGCCCCGCUAGAGGUCUUGAAGAUGUUUGAUGCCAUCGCCUUUGAGGUCGUCCAGAUGGAGUACCCCGACUAUGGACGCAUUCACUCUGAGAUCCAUGUCCGUGUCACCGAUCUUCCUAUCGUCUCGACCCUUCGCGACCUUCGUCAGAUUAACUUGAACUGUUUGGUUCAGGUGACGGGAGUGGUGACCAGGAGAACAGGAGUUUUUCCUCAAUUGAAAUACGUCAAGUACGACUGCGUGAAGUGCGGUGCAACUCUCGGACCUUUCUACCAGGAUUCACAGACAGAGAUCUCGAUCGGAAGCUGUACCUCUUGCCCCUCCAAAGGACCCUUCAAUGUCAACUCGGAGCAGACCAUCUACCGCAACUACCAAAAGAUGACCUUGCAGGAGUCCCCCGGAACCGUCCCUGCCGGUCGUCUUCCCCGCCAUCGCGAGGUCAUCCUGCUCUGGGAUCUCAUCGACAGCGCCAAGCCCGGCGAGGAAGUCGAAAUUACGGGAGUGUACAGGAACAACUUUGAUAUUUCACUGAACUCGGCCAACGGAUUCCCAGUCUUUGCUACUAUUCUGGAGGCCAACUAUGUCAACAAGAAGCAGGAUGUCUUUGCCAGUUUCAAGUUGACCGAGGAGGACCGUAAAGAGAUUCUCCGCCUCAGCAAGGACGAGAACAUUGGCAAGCGGAUUAUCAAGAGUAUUGCGCCUUCGAUUUAUGGACAUGAGGAUAUCAAGACGGCGAUUGCAUUGUCGUUGUUUGGAGGUGUACCCAAGGAUCCUCAGGGUAAGCAUCGUCUUCGUGGAGACAUCAACUUGUUGAUGAUGGGAGAUCCAGGAACCGCAAAGUCGCAGUUCUUGAAAUACGUCGAAAAGACUGCACACAGAGCCGUGUUCACGACAGGUCAGGGAGCCUCGGCUGUUGGUUUGACAGCUUCAGUCAGGAAGGAUCCCAUCACACGUGAGUGGACCUUGGAGGGCGGCGCGUUGGUGCUGGCAGACAAGGGUGUUUGCCUGAUUGACGAGUUUGACAAGAUGAACGAUGCGGACAGAACCAGUAUUCACGAGGCUAUGGAGCAACAGAGUAUUUCGAUUUCCAAGGCCGGUAUUGUCACCACCCUCCAGGCUCGUUGCUCGAUCUUGGCCGCUGCUAACCCCAUCCGUGGUCGCUACAACCCUGCGGUCACCUUCUCAGAAAACGUCGAGUUGACGGAACCUAUUCUGUCGCGUUUCGAUGUGCUCUGUGUCGUCAAGGAUACUGUCGAUCCCACUGUGGAUGAACGUCUCGCCAAUUUUGUCCUCAACUCUCAUCUCAGGAGUCACCCCCUCUUCUCUCCCGAGUCUGACCAUCUCAGCAUCUAUGAGAAGCCCGACGAGGACAUUAUUCCUCAGGACAUGUUGCGCAAGUACAUUAUGUAUGCGCGCGAUCGUAUCCAACCCAAGAUUCAUCAGAUGGACCAGGACAAGAUUGCCCGUCUUUACGCAGAUCUCCGUCGCGAGUCGUUGGCAGGAGGAUCUAUCCCUAUCACAGUCCGUCAUUUGGAGUCAAUGAUCCGCAUGUCAGAGGCCAACGCCAAGAUGCACCUUCGAGAGUAUGCUCGCUCAGACGACAUCGAUAUGGCGAUCCGGGUGAUGCUCGAGUCGUUCUUCAGCGCACAAAAGUUCUCUGUCAUGCGGAACCUCAAGCGGGCGUUCAGCAAGUACCUGACGUUUGCCAAGGACAGCGAUGAGCUCCUGUACUCGAUCCUGAACGAUAUCCUGAGGGAACACUUGCGAUUUAACCAGAUCAGGAACCCACGGAUGGCGAUCAAGUCGAUCAAGAUUGAGGUCUCCGAGUUGAAGGAUCGUGCGACUGCGCUGGAUAUUCAUGACAUCCAUCCCUUCCUAUCAAGCAGUUUGUUUACGAGCAGUGGGUACCGGUUUGACGGCUCCUCUGGCGUCAUCGAGAAGCACUUCUAA